AUGGAUCCAGUUGCAUAUCUUUCGCAGGUGCGCUUCCACCAAUCGAUUCAAUGUAGACGAACGCAAUCUCGCGUCACAUUCGCGCUUGGCGGCAAUGGCUGGGACGCAGCCGUGACGAGCAAGUACGGCUCGAUCAACACAGCAGCCUCCAGCACCGAAGGAUAUCAUCACCAAGGUCCGCUGUUGCUGUACCUGCUUCCCUCUGGCUGCAGUCGCCUUCUAGGCAUGAUUCUUGAAGGCAUCUGUCGAGAAUCCAACGUCUCGAUCCUCGCCAUCGAUCGACCUGGCAGUGGCGGCACACCAAUGUGCCCAUUGGAGGAGCGAAUCCAGAUCGCAACCCAGCAGACCCUCAGCGUGCUCGAAGCACUUCAACUCGAUCGACCCGGCAUGCCGCAGCUGAGGCUCCUAAGUCAUUCUGCCGGCUGGUUCUACGCUCUCGCAUUGCUCCAGACAGCACCGCAAUACUUUGCCAGACUAGACUCACCGCCCAAGAUCGUCUUGUCUUCGCCGUUCGUACCAACAAGCCAGUCAUCGAGCACGAUGCUGUCACUGCUGCCAAAGGGUCUUGUUGCGCUCACGCCCAAGGUGAUGCCCGUGCUUGGUCGCAGUAUCAACUGGUCGACGGGCAUGGUCGAUGACAUUGCGAGUGUCGGCAAAGGCUGGGUCGCAUGGUCCAGCGCCGACGUUGAUCCAGCCCAGUCGCAGGAGCGAAAGCAAGCAGAUCGCGAGAAGCUCGACCAGAAGAAUCGCGAGGUGCAAGCGCGAAGCAAGCAGAAGCAUCCCCAUGCCCGCUUUCAUCCUCCGUACGAGUCGCAUCUCAAGUUUGGCUUGGAUGCGUGGAAACACUCCGACGUUCCCGCCGAAGAAAGACCACGCCAUCCCAAGACGAACCGCCCGCUCAAGUCAGGCGGCGAUCUGCUGUUCGACUACUUCCAAGAGGAAGGCUCGAUGGCUGGCAUGUGCGAGGACUAUCAGCUUUGUCUGGGCAACGCACCGAGCCUGAACAACGAGGCCCUCACACGCUGGAUCGUCGAGCGACUCGAGCAAGUCUUCACUAGCAUCGUAUCGCUUUCGAGCCUGCCAGUCCAGCUGAUAGUGGUCUGGGGCGACGCCGACUUUCUGAUCCCUCGCAAAGGACGUGACUGGUUGGAUUCGGUGCUGAAGCGACACGAAAGAGACAGCAACGUCAAGUAUGAGCGGUGGGACAUGGCGGAAGCUGGACACGAUGCUACGCUCUUUUCCGAAGAUGUCAUGAACGAUGUGCUUGCGUUUCUCACCGGCGCUACAGACCAGCUCGGCUUCAGACCAUCAUCCAAUUGA
Molecule: messenger RNA, 1320 nt
Organism: Moesziomyces antarcticus
Lineage: Eukaryota; Fungi; Basidiomycota; Ustilaginomycetes; Ustilaginales; Ustilaginaceae
Exons: 1
Coding region: 1-1320 (439 amino acids)
Source: RefSeq, a predicted model, not a curated record